Messenger RNA from Folsomia candida, 2902 nucleotides. RefSeq names its product cysteine--tRNA ligase, cytoplasmic (gene CysRS). Lineage: Eukaryota; Metazoa; Arthropoda; Collembola; Entomobryomorpha; Isotomidae. The record is from RefSeq and is a predicted model, not a curated record. Gene Ontology annotation, cellular component: cytoplasm. The transcript has 7 exons. The coding region runs from base 412 to 2622 and encodes 736 amino acids. Gene Ontology annotation, biological process: cysteinyl-tRNA aminoacylation. Gene Ontology annotation, molecular function: ATP binding; cysteine-tRNA ligase activity.
UGGGAAAGUUUUUCCGUGUGAAAAUUCGCACACCAUACAUGAACACACGACUAAAAUUCGCGAAUAGUUGGAUCAUCCAGUCCGGCUGCUGGAUUUGAGGGAAUUUGACGUGUCGGUGAGAAACCGUAUGGUUGGAUUUCAUCAGGAAAUUAUAGGAGAAGAACAAUAGUAUUCAUUCAUUGUUGAAGUGGAGAGUUAAUUAAUAAUCGUAAAAUAAGAGCAUCCGGUCCGGCUGCUGGAUUUGAGGGAAUUUGACGUGUCGGUGAAACCGUGCGGUUGGAUUUCAUCAGGAAAUUGAGGAUAGUACAAUUGAGGACAGUAGAAGGACAAUUGGAGACGGUUCAUUCAUUCAUUGUUCUAUUGUUGGUGAAAGUGGAGAGUUAAUAAUUGUAAAGAUAAAACAAGGAUAUCAUGGCGACACUGACGACAGGACUCCGCCUGUACAACAGUUUGACCCGCUCGGUGGAAGAUUUUCGCCCGGGUGACCCUGCCGGACGACAUGUUACUUGGUACUCGUGCGGUCCAACGGUGUACGAUGCGUCGCAUAUGGGUCACGCCAGGUCGUAUAUUUCGUUUGAUAUUUUGCGACGUGUGUUGACCCAUUAUUUUGGAUAUGACGUGUUUUUCGUGAUGAAUAUUACGGACGUCGACGAUAAAAUUAUCAAGCGUGCCCGGCAAGAAUACCUCUUUGCUGAAUACUCUGCCUCCCCGUCGACUACAAUUUCGUCCAUCACGUCGGAUCUUACGCUCGCUAUUGAAUCCUACGUGACCGCGACCCUCGCAGAAACCGAUCCCGAUAAGAAAACCAUGCGGGAACGAAGUUUGGGCAACGUUAAAGCUGUAAUGGCCCAAGUUGAGGCGGAAAUUAAUAAAAAUUCUGACAAUGCGGAACAUCUCGCUGCUCAAAAAGAAAUAUUGCUCGCUAGCGGUCGCGAUAUUUUGUACGACUGGCUCGACCGUAAAGUUUCUGACGACCGUGUCUUUGAAAAUGAAAUAUUCAACACGUUCUCGCGACGCUGGGAGGGUGAAUAUUUUUCCGACAUGACUGCACUGAACGUCCUCCCACCCGACGUUCUCACCCGGGUGAGCGAAUACGUGCCGGAAAUUGUGUCCUAUAUCGAAACCAUUAUCGCCAACGGAUUUGCGUACGAGUCAAAUGGAUCGGUUUACUUUGACGUGGCGAAAUUUAGGGUGGAUCCGAAUCAUAAGUAUGCUAAACUUGUUCCGGAAGCGGUAGGAGAUGAGAAGAUGUUAAUGGAGGGGGAGGGCGAGCUGACCUCAUCCCGUGCCACGAGUGAGAAGAGGUCACCUGCGGAUUUCGCUCUCUGGAAAUCAUCGCGUCGUGGCGAGCCAUCUUGGGAUUCUCCGUGGGGAAAGGGACGACCUGGCUGGCAUAUUGAGUGCUCUGCUAUGGCGAGUGCGAUCGUGGGAAAAGAGCUGGAUAUUCAUACGGGCGGCGUUGACCUGAAAUUCCCCCAUCACGACAAUGAGAUCGCACAAUCCGAAGCCUACUACAACUCUAACUCUUGGGUCUCCUACUUUCUCCACUCUGGCCAUUUGACAAUCGCUGGGUGUAAAAUGUCGAAAUCACUCAAAAAUUUCAUCACCAUAAGGCAAGCCUUAAAUGAAUACACUGCCCCCCAACUUCGCCUCACUUUCCUCCUCCACUCUUGGAAGGAUACGCUCGACUAUUCUCCCUCCGGCAUGGAAGCAGCGAUCCAAUACGAGCAGAAAAUUGCAGAAUUCUUCCUCAACGUCAAAGCCGCGAUGCGCUGUAGUCCGGAUCCCUACCCAAAAUGGGGUCAAGAUGACGUCACCCUGCAAAAAGGAAUCGACUCUGCAAAAGCCGCCGUUCAUGCCGCCCUCUGCGACAACGUGGACACUCGCAGUGUCCUCUUUGCUCUGCGAGAUCUCAUCUCCGAGUCCAAUAUUUACAUUCAAACCUGCAAAAAUGCAAAGUCCCCAAUUAACUCGCCCUUACUGAAGGCAGGAGCGAAAUAUGUGACCUCAAUUUUGAGAAUGUUUGGCGUCACGGGUUCAACGGAAUUGGACAGUUUUGGAUUCAAAAGUGCGGACGGAGGGGAAGGAGUGGCCGGAAGCGUGGACGUGGAGGAAACCGUGCUCCCAUUUGUAGAAGUAUUAUCCGAGUUUCGGGAACAGAUUAGGUCCACGGCAAAAUCGAUAGGAGACGCAGCCGUGAAGGGGACGAUUUUAAAGGCCUGUGAUGAAAUCAGGGAUAGUAAAUUGCCCGAGUUGGGGGUGCGGUUGGAGGAUCAUGAAGGCUGUCCCACCACGGUCAAAUACGUUGGAAAAGAGGCCAUGCGGAAAGAGAAGGAGCAAAAAGACAAGUUGGAAGCUGACCGUGCCGCCGAGAAAGCGCGGAAGAAGGAAGAACAGGCCCGCGUCGCGGCGGAAAAAGAGGCCGCCCGUCGAAUCCCACCGUCCCAACUUUUCCUCAAAGAGACAGACAAGUAUUCCCAAUUUGGUCCGGAGGGAAUCCCCACGCACGACGCGGAAGGCAACCCGGUGACAAAAUCACAGCUCAAAAAGCUCGAAAAAUUACACGCCCAGCAGAAAAAGGUGUACGACGAGUACUUGAAAACCGUUCCGAGUGAGAAUUAACAGUCGAAAAACUAGUUAUUUUUUUGUUAUUACUUAAAAAAACUAAAAUUAGUCUUGUUUGCCAGUUUGCAAAUUCCGAGGUAAAAAAUGCGAUGCAAAUUACUUGUUAUUACUAUAAAUGGAUGUAUGACUUAAUUGGGUUGAUUAACUCCAGUGUAAUUAAUUAACAGCUUAAAUCCAUGCCUUCCGAGUCUGUUAAGCAUAAUACUAAAAUAAUUCCGAAAACCUAUACUCAUUUCUUUUACAAUGUAUGCAAACAAUAAACUUUUUCCAUUAUAGA